AUGACUGCAUAGCCAGGCAGUCUGUCAAAAUGGCACGUCAGCAACAAGAUGUUGAUGAACUUUUCGAUGUUAAAAAUGCGUUUUACGUAGGAAAUUACCAACAAGCUAUUAACGAAGCACUCAGUGUAAACGCUUCUACUCCCCUUGUAUCACUUCAACGAGAUGCCUUCCUAUACCGCUCCUACAUCGCGCAGGGGAACUACAGGAUUGUCCUCCAGGAGUUGAAAACGGCUGAUCCCAUGCUCCAACCUCUGAAGAGCUUGGUGGAAUAUUUAUCUCCAGGAGCCAACAAGCCUGUGAUUGUAGCUGACAUAGACGCAAGGGUUGCCAAGGGAGUGGAACUAUCCAAUGAGGUGUUUCUGGUAGUAGCAGCUACAAUCUAUUACCAUGAGGACAACUAUGAAGCCGCCUUAAAAAUCCUUCAUGGAACAGAGUCUCUCGAGUUGAAUGCAUUGACUCUUCAAUGUCUGCUAGCCAUGAACCGGCCAGACCUCGCACGGAAGCAGCUCAAAUUGCUUCAGAACAUUGAGGAUGACGGGACACUGACGCAACUUGCACAAGCUUGGCUCAAUCUGUCACAGGGCGGGCCGGGCGUGCAGGACGCGCACUACGGCGUGAUGGAGCUGUCGGAGCGGCUCGGGGCGCUGGGGCCCGCGCCCGCCGCCGCCGGCGCCGCCGCCGCCGCUGCCAGGGGCAUGUGGGAGGAAGCGGAGCAGAUGCUGACGGAGGCGCAGUCGCGCGCGCCGCAGCACCCGGAUUUGUUGUUAGGGCUGGCGCUCACAGCCACUCAUAGUGCUAAACCUCCAGAGGUGGCCAGCCGCUACAUAGCGCAGCUGCUAGACAGCCACCCCGAGCACCCUUUCACGAAGGAAUACAACGCAAAGACCAACGAGUUCAAACGCCUCGCCGCGCAAUACCAACCUACAGUUGCUAGCUAAACCCUAUGUGUAUGGAGAUAUGGCUUAAAAGCCGCAAGUAUUUUAUUGGUUCAAUAUAAUCCAGAGUAUAUUAUUGUAA
Plodia interpunctella (Indianmeal moth) is the source of this 1017-nucleotide messenger RNA. RefSeq names its product Coat Protein (coatomer) epsilon (gene epsilonCOP). Gene Ontology annotation, cellular component: COPI vesicle coat. Gene Ontology annotation, biological process: intra-Golgi vesicle-mediated transport; retrograde vesicle-mediated transport, Golgi to endoplasmic reticulum; endoplasmic reticulum to Golgi vesicle-mediated transport. The record is from RefSeq and is a predicted model, not a curated record. NCBI's taxonomy places the organism in Eukaryota, Metazoa, Arthropoda, Insecta, Lepidoptera, Pyralidae. The coding region runs from base 30 to 938 and encodes 302 amino acids. The transcript is spliced from 7 exons. Gene Ontology annotation, molecular function: structural molecule activity; protein binding.